CGCAACUUCGACACCACCCACUCCCCCUCACCAUGUUCGCCCUCACUCCCCGCGCUGUAUCUGCACCGCGCGCCGCGCGCGCCAUGUCCACCAUUGUGCGCAGCGAGCUGCCCCCUGUGCUCCGCCGCGCCAUGUUGUACGUCCCCGGCUCGAACCCGCGCAUGAUCGAGAAGUCGCUUUCCAGCCCCGCCGACUCGGUCGCCUACGACCUCGAGGACGCCGUUGCGCCCUCCGCGAAGCCCGAGGCGCGCCGUCUCGUCGCCGAGCUGCUGGACAGCGACCGGCGGCCCGCCGGCGAGGUUGUCGCACGCAUCAACGCCGUCGGCACGGGCUUCGAGGUGGACGACCUCGAUGCCGUCCUCCGCGCGCGGCACGUGCAGGCUAUUGCGUUGCCCAAGACCAACGACCCCGAGCACAUCGAGUGGGUCGUCAGCCGCAUCCAGGCGCUCUGCCCGCCGGACAAGCAGGCAGGCAAGGAGAACGCCGUGCGCAUCAUCGGGAUGAUUGAGAGCGCCGAGGCAAUGGUACGGAUUAACGAGAUUGCGGCCGCUGGGAGGGGACAUUUGGAUGCGCUGCUGUUCGCGGCUGAGGACUACUGCGCCGACGUCGGCCUCGUCCGCACCCCUGAGCGCACCGAGCUCCUUUACCCCCGCGCCAAGCUCGUUACCACCGCUCGCGCGUUUGGUCUCGGAUCGCUCGACCUCGUGUGCGUCAACUUCAAAGAUCAGGAGGCAUUGCGCAUCGAGAGCGAGGAGGGCAUGCGCCUGGGCUUCACUGGCAAGCAAGCAAUCCACCCCGCACAGAUUGAGACGAUCCAGGCGGCGUAUGCACCCUCUGAGGCUGCAAUCCGCAAGGCCGCACGCAUCAAGUUCUCCUUCGAACUGCACGACUCGAAGGGUACCGGCGCAUACGCGCUCGACGGCGUCAUGAUUGACGCUCCCGUGUACAAGCAGGCGCAGAACACACUGCGCAUCGCCCAGGCGGCCGGGUUGCCCAUUCCCACCAUCACCGAGAAGGACAUCAGCUAGAAGCAUGAAUAGAGCCAGCGCGAUGGGGCAUGUACCAAAAUUGCAUCUGA
Cutaneotrichosporon oleaginosum is the source of this 1078-nucleotide messenger RNA. RefSeq lists its product as uncharacterized. The record is from RefSeq and is a predicted model, not a curated record. Gene Ontology annotation, biological process: oxaloacetate metabolic process. NCBI's taxonomy places the organism in Eukaryota, Fungi, Basidiomycota, Tremellomycetes, Trichosporonales, Trichosporonaceae. Gene Ontology annotation, molecular function: magnesium ion binding; catalytic activity.